CGGGGCGCGGGGGUCACUGUGGGCGCUGAGGGGCGCGGGAGCCGGGCCGGGAGGAGCGGGGCGCGGCCGGGGCCGCGGCGGCUCUGUGCCGGCUCCCCAGGGCGGCGGAGGGGCCCUCAGGGCUGUGGUGCGCUGAGGAGCCCGCGCUGCUCCCGCCGGGGCCGAGCGAGGGAAGAGGAGCUCGGUUUCCUGAGGUAGAUGUUUUUGCCCCGGCCCCGCUGUCCAGAAGAAGGUCGCUGUCGGUUACUGUUGGACUUCGACAGACCUAGUCUGGGAAGAUAAUUGAAGUUCCUUUGCUCCGUAUGCUGUUUCACAGGCUGUAAACAAAUCCGAGCCACGGCUGGAACCUGAGGCAGCUCCAUUUCCAUCGAGCGCUUUGCGGGUCAGAGCCGUCCUGCCGCGCUCCUGCACUCGGGUGGGCGUCGAUACGUGUGCAAAGCAAACAACGCUGUGGCAUCGGUGUCAACGUCCAGGCGCAGAGGCCGGGGAUGGCCCCGCUGCCGGGCGCGGAGCGGGUGCGCACCUCGCUGCAGCUGUACCGGUACCUGCUGCGGUGCUGCAGGCGGCUCCCCGAGGAGGGCGCCCGGCAGCACUACAGACACGCCGUCAGGCAGAGUUUCAAAGUUCACGCAGAUGAAGACGAUCCCGAGCGAAUCCAGCAGAUUAUUAAGAGGGCCAUUGAAGAUGCUGACUGGGUCAUGAAUAAAUAUAAAAAACAGAAGUAGAAGAGGAAUGAUGAAGACAAGAACGUCCUUGGUAAACGUCCGGAGAGGCCCUGCAGUAAACUCAUUCAAGAGGGACAGCCCCAAGGAGCUAGAAGGCGCAACUAUGGCAUGUCUGCAGCUCCGAAUGCCUGAGGUGCCGGCUGAGCUAUGGGAACAUGGGACCAAAGGUAUGGUAGAUGUAACUGAUACGGUAGGACCAGGGUCUGUGAAUUUUAGUCCUUGGAGCCUGGUAGCACAUGCGGUUCUGACUGGGGCGCAGUGGGGAACGUGGUCGCUGAGGCAGGAGACACCGUGACUAAAUAUUUUGACGGCAGUCAGUCAGUUGUGGGGCAUGAUGAGAUGUCAGAGUAACUUCUUCUUUGUAUGCAAACAUAAUCUGGUUUUCAAAAUAACAAACCUUUGAACAGAAUGGAAACAUAAUGUGAAUAUAACUUUAUUUACUCUGUUAUGGAACAGCUAAAUUUCUUGGUAGUGAGAGACACAAUGCAAACAACUACUUAUUUCCUUGUAAUAGUGAAAGUAACCUCGAUGUCUAAGACAGACUCAUUUACCUGAUAACUGGCCUGGAGUCAUUCAGCUGCAUAGCUGAGGCCUUUAUCUUUUCAAGAUAUUAUACAAAUUCUGUUCUUCAGCAGCAUAAGUUGAGGCAAAGGUGUUUAAUACUAGCCCAGAUGUAGAUGAGAACCUGCACUCUGAAAAGGAUUUAGGCAGAGCUUCAAUACUUUUGACCCAAAUUAUUGUUCAGAAAACUUCUAGUCAGAAGUCAUUUAAUCGUGGAGUUGCCCUAAUUUACUGCUCACUAGCCUGUUUGACUCACAAGUCAAUACGGUAAAUUCAGUUCAUCGGUACCCAGGGUCACCUCUGAGCAGCACUCGGCCUCGGAGCCAUUCUCCGCUCCACCCAAGUGUCCGUCCGGUGUCAGUGCCCUGUGCCCGUGAUCAGCUGCCGCUGGCUCUAACUGGGCCUGCCACAGGGAACACUUCGUCGCAGGCCUGACUUUAUUCCUGCUGCUCACAGGGGAGUGUUUCCUUGGCCGGUCUCCGUCAGGGUUCUCUGGCAGCAGUUGCAACGAAGAUAUCAACACCAAACAGACUGGGGCGUUUGUUUCCACAGUCAGUCAUCCAGAAUCUCUGCAAAUCAAAAGCUUGGGUGCAAGUUAAGUAAUAGGUGGUCGAAGAGGCUGUGUUGUAUGCUGUAAUUACUGUUGCAAAGUUUAAAAGAAAAUAGCUUGCAAUGUUUGUUGAGCUGUUGAUGCAAAACAAGGAUAAUGUCAGUAAAAAGGAACAAGGCUACUCCCAGGUUUUAGUUUCUUUUUCUUGAAAUGAGGAACCCAUUUCUGUGCUCGUAUAUCAUGCCAGUUCUGGUAAGUACUGGCCUGUUGCUGGGUAUGUGCGACAGUGGGAAGAUAAAGGGCUCAUCGGGAGGCUGCUCCAAAGCCAUGGCUUUGGUUGGCCGCGCUGAUAAGCACUCCUGUCCUGAGCAUUCAGUGACACUCUCCCCACGGCUGGCGUCGCCCCACGGCUGGCGUCGCCCCACGGCUGGCAUCGCCCCACGGCUGGCAUCGCCCACGGCUGGCGUCGCCCCAUGCCUGGCAUCGCCCAUGGCUGGCAUUGCCCCAUGGCUGGCAUCGCCUGGCCACUCGUUGUCAGGGUGUUUACAGAAGUGAUAUAACUACCGUUUUGCAUCUUGUUACUGUAAGACCUUGGGUCAAUAACUUCUCCUAAGUUCUCCUCGACAAUCAGAGGAGUUGAAUGGACUAAACUGUUCAAAGGUUGCGGACAGACAACUCCACCGGUUAAACUAGAGAGAGGUUUUCACAGGAGGCUUGUUAUACAAGACAAACAUUAGAACAAGGAAAAGUCAGUUGGGAGACUUCUGUUCAAUAGAUUGGGAUCACGCUUUUAAUUCUUGAAGUACGGAGAAACAGAUCAUUCGAAUUUUCUUUUUUAAAUUUGUUGGUAUCAGGUUUUGGUGUGGAAAAAAUUGUAAGUUUGUGGUUUAUUUAAAAUAGAGAAUAGCACUCUGUGCUUCACAUAGCUAAAUAGAUGUAUAUAUCUCUGAUCACAUUCUUAUGUCAGAGGUGUUACUGAUUUCAAUUCACUAUUGCCACUGAAGGUCAUUUGAGCCCUGUGUGUACUGAACAGAAUCCUAAGUCAAUAACUGGACAUUCUUUAAACCGUUCUUUAGCACCAGCACUUUGUAAACUUUCUUCACACGUUUCGUUAUGUCACAGGCGUUGCUUUUUCUUCAGAAGCACGUGAGCUUAAGAAUUUGAUGCUGAACAAAAACAUCCCUUCUCUGGUGUUUGGCUCAUUUUCAAAUGUCAUAAGGAAGCGAUCUUUACUGUAAUACUAUAAAGAAAAACUGUGCACGCUAUUUCUGAUAAACAAAUAAUAGUCACUGUGAUCUUUUCUUAAGGGAAAUUUUCCUAUUUGUGGGUAGCUUUGUGCUUUCAUCUAAAGCUCUGAUAAAACAACCCAAACGGGCAGCACAGGGGCUGUGAGGCUUAGACAUUCAAUAUGAUAUCCGUUCAUUAUGGGAGUCCUUGACCUUCAACUGUAAGAACGGGUCUCAGAGCUCUAUGCUCCGCAGUGUAGCGUCCCUCGGUGUCAGCCAAGCCAGCGUGAGUUUGUUUGAACCGUCUGAAGAGUCUCUUUGCUGAGAGCUGUGUCCUAAAGCAGGUGAUGGCACGGGCGAUGGCGAUGGCACAGGUGAUGGCGAUGGCUCACGGCGAUGUCACACAAUGAUGGUACACAGCGAUGGCUCGGCGCCAUCCUGCUGCCCGCUCACCCCGUUCCUGUCCUGCCGGCUCCUGCUGUCCCAGGCACUCUGGUUCUUCCUGAGCACCAGCCAGCUGCUGCAUCUUUCAACUUUUGUAUUAUUUGACUAAUUUAUCUUAUACUUCUGUCAAGCCAGGUUUUAUGAAAUAGUGCUAACUGAAGUAUACACGAGUCAUCAAGUACUCCUUUCAGCUUGUGAUUAAUCAGGGCAGACACAUUAACUUAAAAAAAACCCUGUUCUUUGAAGAAUAUUUUCUGUUUUCCUCAUCAUUGUGUUUGAUAUUUAAAAUAGAAUCAUAGAAUCGCUUUGGAAGAGACGCUCAGGAUCGUGGGGUUUCAAACGUCUCGAAGCAGACAGAGGCAGCGCACACCUCGGGCUCGGUCCCGCGCGCCCGGCUAAGCCAGCGCCGCACCAAGAGGAGGUUCUGGAACUGCUGGUUACCUGUGAACUGUGAGGCCUGAGAAGUCACCUUCCCUGUGCUGGAACUGUCGGCCUGGGUGCCUCUUGAAAAGGGUUCGCUUGAUUUUGUGUGUUUGUUUUGUCAGUAACUUCUGAGGCAGCUUUGUCUGGGUGCUUCGCUACCUCAUAGCAUGUUUCCUUUCAGCUGCCACCCCACAGCACUCGGUCGAGCUGCCUCGGUACCUGUGUGCUUCCUUCUGCAGGGUUCAGCUCCGGCUGUUUAGAAACCAGGGCACUUCGUGUCCUUUUAUUAUUACAGCUUAUUUUUUGCCUAGUCUUUUGUAUCCUUCUUGAAAGAAGAUUAAAAAUGGAGUUUUGAUUAAUAUUUCCUGCCAUUCUACAGAAUGGAUUUGAGAAGACAGAGAACCGACACUAGGUUCUUGAAGCGGUUAGGUUGACUGGGCUAGUGUUGGGUAACGUCACACAGGAUCUGGGUUUCCUCAGGCUUACUUUCAUUUUCUCAGGAGUUCUGUGGUCCACAGAGAGUCAGCUGCAUCUCAGAUGGCGUGGAACAAGGAACAAGGAAAACUGUUUCAAAACAAACAGAAGUUACUAGUCUGGAAAACAUUAAAUCAUGGUGGUGGUCACAGGCAAGGGCUGUGUCUGCUGGAGACGCCUCCCUGGGACUCAGCGACCUGGGGACUCAUCUUUUGUGCCUAAAAAUAGAGUAUUUUGUUUUCCACAGUGGUGCAACUACCAGGGCUGCUUUCUCUUUUAUUUUCUGGUUUUCCCUCUUCUUCUUAGAGGUCACCAAGCAGUGAGUCAAACUGCAGCGUGCAGUGCGGAACAGACCCCCACGGGGCCCGGACUCGUCUCCCUGCCGGGCCCUCUAUAACUUGUUCAUUAUCCUCAAACUUAAUUGAUAAACACAGGUGCAGGUUUUAUAGCUAAUGUAAUAAUACAAAGACUGUAUACAAUA
Messenger RNA from Columba livia (rock pigeon), 4884 nucleotides. RefSeq names its product LYR motif containing 9 (gene LYRM9). Lineage: Eukaryota; Metazoa; Chordata; Aves; Columbiformes; Columbidae. The record is from RefSeq and is a predicted model, not a curated record. The transcript is spliced from 7 exons. Bases 489 to 725 code for a protein of 78 amino acids.